Molecule: messenger RNA, 688 nt
Organism: Salvelinus sp. IW2-2015
Lineage: Eukaryota; Metazoa; Chordata; Actinopteri; Salmoniformes; Salmonidae
Source: RefSeq, a predicted model, not a curated record
AGAGACAGAGUGACACAGACAGAAGGAGGUAUACAGAUACAAAGGGAGGAAGAGAGAGACUGAGAAGAAAAGAGCGAUAGAACAAGACAGCGAGAGAGUGAGAGAGAGAGCGAGAGACACAGAGAGACACAGAGAGAAGCAAGUCUGAAUUCUAGACUACAGACAACCAGUGAGGGGACCAGGAGGUGUAACAAGGAGACAGUUGUACCCCGUCAACAGAGCUCUGAUUAGCAGGCUGGGUCACCCUCUACGGAGGAGACUGGAAGUCAGUGGAGGGGAACCAGAUAGGCCAGUGGUGCCGGUUAUGUCAGGGCACCAUGGAGGCUCACAGAGACAGACUCCAGAGUGUGUGUCCCCGAAGGUGUUGUCUCACUCCAUCGAGCGGAUCCUGAGGARAGCACCGUGUCUGGAUGGGGAGGAGAGGGGGGGCGGAGGAGAGGAGGAGAGAGGGAGCAUGGCGGGAGAGACGGGGUCUGUGUGUGUGAAGACCACCGCUGAGCAACAGCCUAAAGUCAACAGAUGCCCAGUGUCGCAGAGCGGYAGUCGGCGGGUACGAACCACAUUCACCUCGGUCCARCUAGAGRUGCUAGAGAGGUUCUUCCAGGAGAGCCAAUACCCUGACAUACAUUCCAGAGAACUACUGGCCUCCCAAACACAGCUGUCAGAGGCACGAGUGAUGGUGCUGUAG